AUGUGCAAGCCCUACCGCUCCAUCCACCCCCUCUGCCGCCACCCCCUCGCCAGGGGCUGGCACCACUGGGCCGUCGAGCCGUGCCGCGUGGCCCUCUUCACGGGCCGCGAGUGCUGGAUCCCCGUGGACCUCCCCCUGGCGAUGAUUGAGGACCGCGUUUGGGGGGGAGGGGAAGACGACGAUGACGGCGGGGGCGGCGGCAGCGGUAAGCUGUGCAAGUGGUGCGCGAAGAAAGGCAAGGACGACGACGCGCACGAGGUGACAAAGUCGGCCAAGAAGACUAGCAGCGCCUCGUAG
Purpureocillium takamizusanense is the source of this 297-nucleotide messenger RNA. RefSeq lists its product as uncharacterized. The record is from RefSeq and is a predicted model, not a curated record. The transcript has a single exon. The coding region runs from base 1 to 297 and encodes 98 amino acids. Lineage: Eukaryota; Fungi; Ascomycota; Sordariomycetes; Hypocreales; Ophiocordycipitaceae.